AUGAAUGCAAAUAACAAAAUCGCGAAUAUCGACGGCGAUUUCAGGUUCAUUAGUAAGACCCUUCUCGAUGAAUUUAGGGUUUGGGCUAAUUGGUACUGUGUUGGUAACUCAAUGAAGAGUCUUUGUGAUGGGUUGGGAAAACCCAAGGAUUUGUAUCGUGGGCUGCCUUUGGCUGUCCCUAAUUUGAAACAAGAUAUUAGUGAUAGAGUUAGGGCUAGGGUUGCUGCGUUGAGACCUGAAGGUCCGAUUUCAAGUCGAUUUCUAGCAAAUAAUUUGACUAUUGUUGCUGGUGAAUCUGUGUUUGUUCAUGGAUGGCUUUUACCAAACCAUGUUGAUUACGGGUUGGAUCCAAUUAACGAAGAGGUUAUGGAUUGGAUUAUUAGUGGCUUGAAACAGAGUAUUUCAAGGAAUUUGAUUACGGGGACGAACUCGGUUGUUUGGUUGAGGAAAUUAUCUCAUGAAUUGGCUCAUCACUGCAAUUGUUCGACUCUUGAACAUGUUCGUGCCACCAUUCCUGGUGCAAAGAGGAUUGAUUGUAGUAGUAAUUUUUGUUGUUAA
Camellia sinensis is the source of this 558-nucleotide messenger RNA. The record is from RefSeq and is a predicted model, not a curated record. Lineage: Eukaryota; Viridiplantae; Streptophyta; Magnoliopsida; Ericales; Theaceae.